This is a messenger RNA of Helianthus annuus (common sunflower), 375 nucleotides long. RefSeq lists its product as uncharacterized. Gene Ontology annotation, molecular function: zinc ion binding; nucleic acid binding. NCBI's taxonomy places the organism in Eukaryota, Viridiplantae, Streptophyta, Magnoliopsida, Asterales, Asteraceae. The transcript has a single exon. The coding region runs from base 1 to 375 and encodes 124 amino acids. The record is from RefSeq and is a predicted model, not a curated record.
AUGCUGAGUGCUGAAUAUCGGGAGUUCAUGACUCCCUCGAAAUAUGAGACCCUCACUGAAAUCAUUAACACCGCUCGAGAGCGAGAAUUUGAAUUGAAGAAACAAGUAGAGAGGGGCGAACGAAGGGUGCAUGAUGUGAAACCAAGUCCUACGAAGCAGGCACGAACAACUGAAUCGGCAAAGAAGUCGGGUGUGAAGGACGGAUCGCCGAGUUGUAAGGUAUGUGGAAAGAGGCAUAAGGGCGAGUGUCGCUUUAAGGAUAAACCAUGUCCUAUAUGCGGAAAGAUAGGGCAUACGGCUACGCUAUGCCCGGGGAAGGUUUCGGUUUGUUACAAUUGCUACCAACCGGGUCACAAGAAAUUUGAGUGCCCAUAG